Leguminivora glycinivorella is the source of this 4009-nucleotide messenger RNA. It is a transcript of the gene SMC3, whose product is annotated as structural maintenance of chromosomes protein 3. The coding region runs from base 89 to 3700 and encodes 1203 amino acids. Gene Ontology annotation, molecular function: ATP binding; double-stranded DNA binding; ATP hydrolysis activity. Gene Ontology annotation, cellular component: chromosome. The record is from RefSeq and is a predicted model, not a curated record. The transcript has 23 exons. Lineage: Eukaryota; Metazoa; Arthropoda; Insecta; Lepidoptera; Tortricidae. Gene Ontology annotation, biological process: mitotic sister chromatid cohesion.
AUUUUCGUGAACGCGCGUCAAGCAGGAAUGGCGCCCUAAUUGUAGAUAAACGCAAAUUUCUUAUUAAUAUUAUAAGACAACAGCGAAAAUGCAUAUAAAACAGGUGAUAAUUCAGGGUUUUAAGAGUUAUCGCGAGCAAAUCGUUGUCGAGCCCUUCGACAAACGGCAUAAUGUAGUGGUUGGGCGCAACGGUUCCGGAAAAAGCAACUUUUUUCACGCCAUUCAGUUUGUGCUGAGCGAUGAGUUCUCGCAUCUCCGGCCAGAGCAGCGAUUGGCUCUGCUCCACGAGGGCACCGGACCGAGAGUCAUCUCUGCCUUUGUGGAAAUCAUCUUUGACAAUUCAGACAACAGGAUACCAAUUGAGAAAGAUGAGAUCUUCCUCCGGCGCGUCAUCGGGUCAAAGAAGGACCAGUUCUUCCUCAACAAGAAGGUGGUGCCCCGGUCAGAGGUGCUCAAUCUGCUCGAGAGUGCCGGCUUGUCCAACUCCAACCCUUACUACAUUGUCAAACAGGGAAAGAUCAACCAAAUGGCCAUCGCCCCGGAUUCCCACCGAUUGAAGCUGCUCCGAGAAGUCGCCGGAACUAGGGUCUAUGAUGAGCGCAGAGAGGAAUCCGUUACCAUACUCAAAGAAACUGUCGGAAAGGUGGAGAAGAUAAACGAGUUCCUCCAAACGAUCGAGGAGCGUUUGAAGACCCUGGAGGAGGAGAAAGAAGAAUUGAAAGAGUACCAGAAGUGGGAUCGCUCGCGGCGAGUGCUGGAAUUCAUCAUACACGACACCGAGCACCGGGAGAACAAGAGGAAACUGGAGGAGUUGGAGAAGAUACGCACCAACAGCGGCAAAGAGCAACAACACUAUGCGGACAUGGUCAGAGAGGCCCAAGACCAUGUGAGGGAAGCGAGCAGGAAGCUGAAGGAAGCCCGCAAGGAUGUGGCGUCUGCGCGUGAGGAAAAGGACAUUUUAUCCACGGAACAGCAGCAGUUGCUGCGAGAGAAGACGAAGCUUGAGCUUGGCAUCAAGGACUUGAGCGAUGAUGUUGAUGGAGACAAUAAGUCUAAGGAACGUGCCGAAGCCGAAUUAAAGCGCCUCAGACAGCAGAUAUCGGAAAAAGAGAAAGAGCUAGAAGCCCUAAAGCCCAAAUACGAGGAGAUGAAAGCUCGUGAAGAGGAAUGUACAAGGGCGCUAGCACUGAAUCAGCAGAAACGACAAGAGUUGUACGCGAAACAGGGGCGAGGCACCCAGUUCACCUCCAAGCAAGACAGGGAUAGAUGGAUUGAGAAGGAACUUAAGUCUCUAACCAAACAGCUGAAGGACAAGAAAGACCACGAGAACAAGCUCCGCGAAGACUUGCGCCACGACGGCGUCAAACUGACAGACCUCGAGAAGAAGAUAGAAGAGACCACGAAAGAGAUGGAGCGACAGCGGGUCGCUAUCGACGAGCAUAAUAAACAGUACUACGAGUGUAAGAAGAGGAAGGAUCAAGAGCAAAGCGCUAGGAAUGAACUGUGGCGUAAAGAAACUACUCUGACGCAGAAUCUGUCAUCGCUGAAGGAGGACUUGGCCAAGGCUGACCAGGCUCUGCGUUCCAUGGCCGGAAAGCCAAUUUUAAACGGGCGGGACAGCGUGCGUAAAGUACUAGAGACAUUCCAACAGCGAGGGGGAGAGUGGGCUAAAAUAGCCACGCAGUACUUCGGGCCCGUCAUCGAGAACUUCACCUGCGACAAGACCAUCUAUACUGCUGUCGAGGUAACAGCGGGUAACAGACUGUUCCACCACAUUGUUGAAUCUGACACAGUGGGAACCAAGAUCUUGAAGGAGAUGAAUCGUCAAAGUUUACCAGGAGAAGUCACAUUCAUGCCCCUCAACCGAUUGCAAGUUCGGGAUAUGGUCUACCCUAACGACAAUAACGCUAUAGCCAUGGUACAGAAGCUGAAAUACGACCCGAAAUACGCGAAGGCGAUGAAGUACAUCUUCGGCAAGACGCUCAUCUGCAGGAACCUGGAGUGCGCCACCGAACUGGGCAAGCAGUUCCACCUCGACUGCGUAACUCUUGAGGGUGACCAGGUAUCAUCAAAAGGUUCCCUCACCGGGGGUUACUUCAACCAGUCGCGCUCCCGUCUCGAGAUGCAAAAGACCCGCUCCGAGCUGAUGGAACAGAUCACAUCGUUGGAACAAGAGCUCAACACGCUAAGACAAGAACUCAACAAAACUGAAGCCAGCAUCAACAGUAUUGUGUCUGAGAUGCAGAGGACAGAGACUAAACAGGGCAAGGCCAAAGACAUAUUCGACAAAGUGAAGGCCGACAUCCGACUGAUGAAAGAAGAGUUGGCAUCCAUUGAGAGGUUCCGCGGUCCUAAGGAGCGAUCUUUAGCUCAGUGCCGCUCCAGUCUUGAAGCCAUGCAGGCUACUAAGGAGGGACUUGAGUCUGAGCUUCAUCAGGAACUAAUGGAACAACUAUCAACCCAAGACCAGGGUAAAGUGGACGAGUUGAACGAUGCCAUCCGUCGACUAACCCAGGAAAACAAAGAGGCGUUCAGCGCUAGGAUGAACCUCGAGGCCCACAAGAAUAAGCUUGAGAAUCUGCUCACUAACAACUUAAUCAGACGUAAAGACGAGCUCGUCCAAGCUCUCCAAGAAAUCUCCGUCGAGGACCGCAAACGUCGCCUCGCCAACAGCGAGUCGGAUCUCGCGGCCGCCGAGAAGCGCAUCAAACAGAUCAACAAGGAAAUGGACGAAGUCGAGAGGAAGGUGCAAGCUGCGGUGAAAAAUGAGAAGGGGCUGAAGCUUGAACUGGAUAAAUGGAGGAACAAGGAAAAAGAAGCUCAAGACAAAAUGGAAGAAGACGCCAAAGGUCUCGAGAAGAUGGCAUCGAAAGAGGUGCUGCUGCAGGAGAAAAUACAAGAGUCUCUCGACAAGAUCGCGGCGCUCGGAACAUUGCCCAACGCGCCCGAGCUACACGCCAAGUACCAGAAGAUGUCGCUGAAACAGCUGUUCAAAGAGCUGGAUAAAGCCAACCAGCACCUCAAGAAGUACAACCACGUGAACAAGAAGGCCUUGGACCAGUUCAUCAGCUUCUCCGAACAGAAAGAAAAGCUGUACAAGCGGAAGGAGGAACUCGAUAUUGGUGGCGAAAAAAUCCGAGAGCUCAUCGAAACACUCGAGCACAGAAAACUCGAAGCCAUACAGUUCACGUUCAAGCAAGUCAGCAAGAACUUCACGGAGGUUUUCAAGAAGUUGGUACCGCAGGGUAGGGGCAGUCUCAUCAUGCGCGUAGCGACUGACGAUGGGCAAGAAAUUAAUGCUGACCGGGCGAACGCAGACCAAUUCACCGGCGUGGGCAUCAAAGUGUCCUUCACUGGCGGAGAAGGCGAUAUGCGAGAGAUGAACCAACUCUCCGGAGGACAGAAGUCUCUUGUAGCGUUAGCGCUUAUCUUCGCUAUUCAGAAGUGUGACCCUGCGCCUUUCUACUUGUUCGAUGAAAUUGAUCAGGCCCUGGACGCGCAGCACCGCAAAGCGAUCGCGAACAUGAUCCACGAGCUGUCGGACUCGGCGCAGUUCAUCACCACCACCUUCCGGCCCGAGCUGCUCGAGCACGCGCACAAGUUCUACGGCGUCAAGUUCCGGAACAAGGUAUCUCACGUGGACUGCGUGACGCAAGACGAAGCUCGCGAUUUCGUGGAGGACAGCGUUACACAUGCGUAAACUGUCAAAUGCGACACCAAUCUACGAAUAUAUCAGCAGAGACAUUGGACAUUGAUGUUCAAAAUGACGCCAAGAGUCUGACCACUGAUCAUCAGUAUAACUCUGUCACUAACUAAGCUACAGUUGUAUGCAGAAACUUUGUAGUUUUUGCGAAGUCGUUCGAAUUGAUCGCGAAAUCUGUGUUAUUUUUCAAAGAUUCAAGAAAAAACAAGUAGGUACCGCAAAAAAAGACCAUUUGCUGGUGCAUUUUCGCUAAAAAAUGAAGAGUAUAUUCUCUAGUAUUUAAAUAAAUCUUUACAAAUGAGAGGA